AUGAAUCGAAACUUUGGUUAGUAUUUUUAAUUAUCGAAGUUGACUACAAUAAUGAUGGAAUGUGGUUAAAUAGAUUAUUAUCUAAGAAAACAUGAGAAUCGUAUAGGAAUAGUUCAUGAAGGGGGAGAUUAUUUUUAUUUAGCAUAUUUAGAAAAUAAUGAAUUUUAAUAUGAUACCUUCUUUGAAUACCUAUCUAAAGAUUAAGAAGAAAAUGAAGGAGAAUCUAGUUUGUAAGAUAAUCAAUCAAGUUCUGCAUCUGUUUAAACAUAAAAACUAUUGUAUUGUUUCUGUGGUAAAGUUCUUUAUCUAUUUAUUUGUUAACAAUUUGGUGAGAUUGUUCAAGUUGAAUUAAAAACACAAAAGGAGAAUGAUUUUAAGAUUAAAAUGCAAUAUCUACUUAAUAUGAGUGCUUAAAAGAAUACAGAUGUUUUAGCUCUUCUAUACUCUAAUUAUACAUUAGAAAUAAGGAACACUUAGACAUUAGAUAUACUUAUCCAAUUAGAAUUGACAUCCUUCCCCCUUAUUAAGAAUCUAAUAAUUUAAAAUUCUAUAAUAGUAAUUUAGUAUUAUAAUAAUAUCCUACAUUACUGCUAAAUAAGACCUUCUAAAAUUCAUUAAAUAUAUAUUUUGAAUGGACAUUUUUGUAAAAUUUAUUAAAGACUUCUUAUCUUUAAAGAAAAUUCGCAUCGAUUUAAAUUUUAUUAUAAUCUCUCAAAACCUAAAUUGCUCCGUUAAGUCAAUUUAUUAAAAAAAAACAAAUCCACUUAUAAAUUUAUUCAAAAGUAAGAUUAGAUAUUUUUGAAAGAGAAAUCUAAAAAAUUUGCAAAGUUCUCUUAUUAUAAAUGGUGGAUUGGAUGUUUUCAACAGAGCAAUCUUGUUAAUUAAUAUUUUGAAGGAUAAAUUACAUCCAGAGAAGCAAAAGAAAAAGUCUAUAUAUUAUAAUAUGAAUUGAUAAAUUUGGAUCACUAAUAGAAGGAGGAAAGCAUAGAAGAUUUUUGGUCUCCUUGUCAUCCAGUUUAUGAUAGAUAUGGUUGGGGUUGA
Messenger RNA from Paramecium primaurelia, 1041 nucleotides. NCBI's taxonomy places the organism in Eukaryota, Ciliophora, Oligohymenophorea, Peniculida, Parameciidae. The record is from the annotation of a GenBank genome assembly.